This is a messenger RNA of Oncorhynchus nerka (sockeye salmon), 2436 nucleotides long. Its product is annotated as mucin-5AC-like. The record is from RefSeq and is a predicted model, not a curated record. The annotation marks the transcript as partial. NCBI's taxonomy places the organism in Eukaryota, Metazoa, Chordata, Actinopteri, Salmoniformes, Salmonidae. The transcript has 12 exons.
ACUACAACUCCAGAACCUAUUACGACAACCACUGCAGCUCCUGCUACAACAACUACAACUUCAGCUCCUACGACAACCACAACAACAGCACCUACAACAACUGCAGCUCCUACAACAACUUUAGCAUCUACGACAACCAUUGCAGCCCUAACUACAACAACUGCUGCUCCUACGACCACUGCAACUCCACAACCUACUACGACAACCACUACCACGACCACUCCACCUGCUGUACUUACUACAACAAGCACAACUACAGCUCCUGAUACAACAACUGUAGCUCCUACGUCAACCACAGCAGCUGCCUCUACGACAACCAUAGAAGCUCUAACUACAACCACUGCUGCUCCAACGACCACUACAACUCCAGAACCUAUUACGACAACCACUGCAGCUCCUGCUACAACAACUACAACUUCAGCUCCUACGACAACCACAACAACAGCACCUACAACAACUGUAGCUCCCACGACAACUGCAGCUCCUACAACAACUUUAGCAUCUACGACAACCAUUGCAGCCCUAACUACAACAACUGCUGCUCCUACGACCACUGCAACUCCACAACCUACUACGACAACCAGUGCAGCUUCUACUACAACAACUGCUGUUCUUACGACCACAGUGACUGCAGCACCUUCUACAUCAACUACAACUUCAGGUCCUACGACAACCAUAACAACGGCACCUACUACAACUCCUGCAGUUCCUACAACUGCAGCUACCACGACCACUCCACCUGCUUUCCUACAACUUACAACCACUGCUGCUCCAACGACCACUACAACUCCAGAAUCUAUUACGACAACCACUGCAGCUCCUGCUACAACAACUACAACUUCAGCUCCUACGACAACCACAACAACAGCACCUACAACAACUGUAGCUCCCACGACAACUGCAGCUCCUACAACAACUUUAGCAUCUACGACAACCAUUGCAGCCCUAACUACAACAACUGCUGCUCCUACGACCACUGCAACUCCACAACCUACUACGACAACCACUCUAACUACAACCACUGCUGCUCCAACGACCACUACAACUCCAGAACCUAUUACGACAACCACUGCAGCUCCUGCUACAACAACUACAACUUCAGCUCCUACGACAACCACAACAACAGCACCUACAACAACUGCAGCUCCUACAACAACUUUAGCAUCUACGACAACCAUUGCAGCCCUAACUACAACAACUGCUGCUCCUACGACCACUGCAACUCCACAACCUACUACGACAACCAGUGCAGCUCCUACUACAUUCCUACAACUUACAACCACUGCUGCUCCAACGACCACUACAACUCCAGAAUCUAUUACGACAACCACUGCAGCUCCUGCUACAACAACUACAACUUCAGCUCCUACGACAACCACAACAACAGCACCUACAACAACUGUAGCUCCCACGACAACUGCAGCUCCUACAACAACUUUAGCAUCUACGACAACCAUUGCAGCCCUAACUACAACAACUGCUGCUCCUACGACCACUGCAACUCCACAACCUACUACGACAACCACUCCUACGACAACCACAACAACAGCACCUACAACAACUGUAGCUCCCACGACAACUGCAGCUCCUACAACAACUUUAGCAUCUACGACAACCAUUGCAGCCCUAACUACAACAACUGCUGCUCCUACGACCACUGCAACUCCACAACCUACUACGACAACCACUCUAACUACAACCACUGCUGCUCCAACGACCACUACAACUCCAGAACCUAUUACGACAACCACUGCAGCUCCUGCUACAACAACUACAACUUCAGCUCCUACGACAACCACAACAACAGCACCUACAACAACUGCAGCUCCUCCUACAACAACUUUAGCAUCUACGACAACCAUUGCAGCCCUAACUACAACAACUGCUGCUCCUACGACCACUGCAACUCCACAACCUACUACGACAACCACUCUAACUACAACCACUGCUGCUCCAACGACCACUACAACUCCAGUACCUAUUACGACAACCACUGCAGCUCCUGCUACAACAACUACAACUUCAGCUCCUACGACAACCACAACAACAGCACCUACAACAACUGCAGCUCCUACAACAACUUUAGCAUCUACGUGCAGCUCCUACUACAACAACUGCUGUUCUUACGACCACAGUGACUGCAGCACCUUCUACAUCAACUACAACUUCAGGUCCUACGACAACCAUAACAACGGCACCUACUACAACUCCUGCAGUUCCUACAACUGCAGCUACCACGACCACUCCACCUGCUGUACUUACUACAACAAUCACAACUACAGUGACUGCAGCACCUUCUACAUCAACUACAACUUCAGGUCCUACGACAACCAUAACAACGGCACCUACUACAACUCCUGCAGUUCCUACAACUGCAGCUACCACGACCACUCCGCCUGCUGUACUUACUACAACAAUCACAACUACAGCUCCUGA